Messenger RNA from Heterobilharzia americana, 578 nucleotides. The record is from the annotation of a GenBank genome assembly. NCBI's taxonomy places the organism in Eukaryota, Metazoa, Platyhelminthes, Trematoda, Strigeidida, Schistosomatidae.
GAAAAUGCAAUCACAUAAAAAUAUUUCCGAAGGAGAAUGGUGGCGUCCAAGUGUUUUACCGCCAGAUGGUUAUCGAUCCAAGACAAAUGAACCAGACAACAAUACAUCUUUUUAUCCGUUUAGUACUGAAUUAGGUUACAGAGUGUUUAAACGAUUAGUUGAAAUGAAACGAACAAAUGUAUUGGGACUGCAAGAUCAUCGUCAAGAGGAUGAUUGUCACAUAGAGAUAGUUCAACAAAUGGAUCAUGAAGGUAAUAACUUCUAUGUGAAAGGUUCGUGUUCACAAAAUCCUAUGCCAAUUGAGAAUUGUGCAGCAGAGAAUCUGUUGAAAUGCAGUCAACACGAUGAUAAAUUUACGUCAUCAAACUGUCAGUUGAAUUCAGUCUCCAAAGAACUGAUGUCAGAGUUUCAGUUAAAUUUAAAAUGUGACAUUGACUUAGAUGACUUAUAGUAGUUCAUAUAUUUGUUGUGUAUCUUCGAAUAAACAAUAAUAUGAUCGUGUUUAUUAUUCGUUUCAUUAUGAUAUUAUAAAAAGUUCCCCUUUAUAUCUUAUAAACAUAAAUAAUUAUUUCAAGUAA